This is a messenger RNA of Poeciliopsis prolifica (blackstripe livebearer), 1590 nucleotides long. Its product is annotated as phospholipase B1, membrane-associated. The transcript has 16 exons. Gene Ontology annotation, biological process: phospholipid metabolic process. The record is from RefSeq and is a predicted model, not a curated record. Gene Ontology annotation, molecular function: phosphatidylcholine lysophospholipase A1 activity; A2-type glycerophospholipase activity; retinyl-palmitate esterase activity. Gene Ontology annotation, cellular component: brush border membrane. The coding region runs from base 257 to 1528 and encodes 423 amino acids. Lineage: Eukaryota; Metazoa; Chordata; Actinopteri; Cyprinodontiformes; Poeciliidae.
UGCUAGGUAACUGAUUGGUGCCGGAGAGCUUUUUUUGAAAAGUCUCUUUUUUCCAGAGACCAAAAAAAAACAUGAAAAACUUUCCUUCUCCAAAAAACUAAUUUACAGCCCCAUCGAUAAAUACGUCAUUCUAGCCCAGACUUUCUCAUUGGUCGCUCAGCUUGUAUUGGUGGCGCUGACACAAAGUGAUAGAGCUGUGAAAACAGAGCAUCGCGUUGUGUAGAGGUCACCUAUUGUCUGGUGCAUAUCGACUGCUAUGGAGGCGCUUUUGAUCGGCGUGGUAUGUGCGCUCCUGUCCUGCUCUGUCAAAGGUGACGACUGGUGGGGGGAGUAUCAGGAGGGGAUACGACAGUACAGUGAUGAGGACCUCAAUAAGAUGUUUCUAGAGAAAACUCGACCCCUGCACUUCAAACAUCCUCCGUUCCAGUGUCCUGACAUGACCCCGUCUCCUACUGUCCCCUCUUCAGUUGAAUUUGUGAAGGCAGCGGAUAUAAAAGUCAUCGCCGCCUUGGGAGACUCAAUGACUACAGCUGUAGGUGCCAAUGCCUCCUCUGUGAAGGCACUCCCAGAAGAGUUUCGCCAUGUGUCGUGGAGUAUUGGAGGCUACGGCACUUUUCAAGAUGUCAUAACUCUGGCGAACAUCAUCAAAUUAUUCAACCCCACUCUGAUCGGUGCUUCUCUUGGAAAGACUACCUAUGGGAUUGAGUCUCCUUUUAAUGAAACCGGCUUUAAUCUGGCCGUGACCGGACAUAACACCUUCCAACUCCCAAAUCAGACAAGAAAAUUAAUUGACACUCUGAGACAACAUAAGGGUCUUAACUUUGCUGAAGACUGGAAGCUUCUGACCAUUCUCAUAGGCAUGAAUGACAUUUGUGAUUACUGUAAAGAUAAGUCUCAGUUUUCAGUGGAUAACUUCAUUCGCUACCUGACCCUCUCUCUAGAGAUGCUUAAGAAGGAGGUUCCUCGUAUGAUCGUCAAUGUGGUGCAGAUUUUGCGAAUAAGUUUUCUGAGGGAAGUGAAGAAGCCUACCGAGGGGUGUAAUCUACAGGAGGCCUUCUGCGGAUGCCUGAUCAAGCCAGGGCCCAACUCUCCUGAACUUAAGGAGCUGAUUGAGGUCAAUCUGAAGUUUCAGAAGAGUCUCGAGAAGCUGUUUUACAGCAAUCGCUUCUUCAAGAAGGACUUUGCUGUAGUCCUGCAGCCCUUCACCAGAGACGCUGAUGCCCCGCGCCUCCCGAACGGGACGAUUGAUAUGACCUUCUUCGCUCCCGACUGCUUCCACAUCACCAUAAAGGGACACGAGGAGCUGGCUAAAGGCCUCUGGAACAACAUGUUUCAGCCUGGGAACAGGAAAACGAUUGUGAGCAAACUUUCUGAACCCCUCAAGCUCAUCUGUCCACCACAGGAUCACCCGUACAUCUUCACCCAGCCGGUUGCAGCCAAGUCGAGUCCGUCUCUUCUUCGUUCCAAGUCCACAUCGCCGGCAGCCGUCGUCCUGAUCCUCCUGGUCCUCCUGCUGUGUGUGGCUUAAACACAUCUCAGGUUUCCUGUUCUGGUCGAACCGCUACUACAAGAUUAAAGGCUGAAAUCAUU